GCACCUCUGCCUGGGCCUUACCAUCCACCGACUGCGUGAGGAUGAGCUCCAGGUUGCCUUUGGGCCGGUGUUUCGUGUCCUCAGCGAGCUUGUAGACGCGGUGCCGCCGGUGCAGGCGCGGCUUCCGGCCCUCUCCCGCUAGCGGCACCUUCCACCAGCGCUCCACAAUGACCGUGCCCUGGCGGCCGGGGAAGCGAGGCAUCACUUAUAAGGAACAGGAGGACUUGACACUCCGACCCCGUUGCUGUCUUCAGUGCUCCGAGUCCCUAGUUGGCCUUCACAGGGGCAGAAGCAGCAAGCAGGGUGAUCAAGACCAGCUUAAAGAACUGUAUUCGGCUGGGAACCUGACGGUGCUGGCUACUGACCCACUGCUUCACCAGGACCCGGUGCAGUUAGACUUCCACUUCCGCCUCACCCCCCAGACCUCUGCCCAUUGGCACGGCCUUCUUUGUGACCACAGACUCUUCCUAGAUAUCCCAUACCGGGCCUUGGAUCAAGGCAGCCGGGAAAGUUUGGCUGCAACACUGGAGUAUGUGGAGGAGAAGACCAAUGUGGAUUCUGUGCUUGUAAACUUCCAAAACAACCGGAAUGACAGAGGUGCCCUGCUACGGGCCUUCAGCUACAUGGGCUUUGAAGUGGUCAGACCAGAUCACCCGGCCCUUCCUCCCUGGAACAAUGUCAUCUUUAUGGUGUAUCCCCUUGAAAGGGACCUAGGCCACCUGCCCAGUGAAACUCCCUGAACAUGCUUAUUCUUACUCUGUGAAGGGCUCAGAGCCUUGAUAAAUGAGAACCAGGGGCCCAGGAUGUGAUUCAGAACACCUUCCAUCUUAGGAAUAAAGGGUAGUGCAAUC
Messenger RNA from Lipotes vexillifer (Yangtze River dolphin), 851 nucleotides. NCBI's taxonomy places the organism in Eukaryota, Metazoa, Chordata, Mammalia, Artiodactyla, Lipotidae. The record is from RefSeq and is a predicted model, not a curated record.